AUCAUCGUUUUCCCGCUCAUUCUACAAAGUAUACCCAUUUCCCCUGCAUUUCCUUCAAAAAUAUCACAUAAUUUCUAUUAUUCUCUACAUUAUAUAAAUGAUUAUAUUAAAAUUUAAUGUUUCUAUACUGUUGCUGCUAAUCUGCGCGCCAUGGAAUGUUCACUCAUUGUAUAAUCAUCGUAAGAAUAAUCGGCUUGAAAUUGGAAUGACAAUGGUGAAAAAUACUACUGCUAAAGCUUUUGGAGCCUAUUGUUUGGAUGGAAGUUUACCUGCGUAUCAUAUCAGCAGGGGAUUUGGUUCUGGAGCAAGUAAUUGGAUUUUACAAUUUGAGGGUGGUGGGUGGUGCAAUGAUGUAGAAUCAUGCUUGGGGAGAUCUAAUACACGCCGUGGAUCAACACAUUACAUGACUAAGGUGGAAAUCUUUAAUGGGAUCCUAAGCAACAAUAUAUCCCAAAACCCAGAUUUCUAUAAUUGGAACCGCAUCAAGCUUAGAUACUGUGAUGGAGCUUCCUUUGCAGGCAAUUCCAAGUUUGACAAUGGGACUUCAUUGAUGUACUUUAGAGGGCAAAAGAUUUGGCAGGCCAUUAUUUUUGACCUUCUUCCUAAAGGUUUGGCAAAUGCAGAGAAGGCUUUGCUGUCUGGAUGCUCAGCAGGGGGUUUAGCAACCUUCCUACACUGUGACAAUUUCACUAAAUUUCUACCAAGAAAUGCUACUGUCAAAUGCUUGAGUGAUGCUGGAUUUUUCAUGGACAUACCAGAUAUAGCCAAUGAAAAUACAUCAAGAACUUUUUACAACAAUCUAAUUACUCUUCAAGGAGUAGAACAAAAUCUUGAUAAGAACUGCACCAGCACAUUAGAAGAUCCUAAACUAUGCUUCUUUCCCCAACAUCUGUUAGGAUUCAUUAAGACUCCCUUCUUCAUCUUAAACACUGCAUAUGAUGUAUACCAGUUGAAUCACAUAUUGGUACCGCCUUCUGCUGAUCCAAGAGGACCAUGGAACCAUUGCAAACUCAAUAUUUCGACGUGCACUCCUUCUCAAAUUCAAACACUACAAGAUUUUCGAGAAAAUAUGUUUGAGGCUCUAUACUCUUUUUAUAAACAUUCAACGAGUGGAGGAAUGUUCAUAAAUUCAUGCUUUGCUCAUUGCCAAAGUGAGGGAUGGAACACUUGGUUGGCAGAAGACUCUCCCAUUGUGCACAAUAAGACCAUUGCAGAGGCUGUUGGUGAUUGGUAUUUCGAGAGAAACGUGACAAAGUUGAUGGAUUGUCCAUAUCCUUGUAACAAUUCAUGUCAAAACCUUAUACCAGCUUAGACUAAAACAUGACUUAGGAAUCAACUAGGAUUUAUCAUUAAUCAUAUACCACAAUUCUUUCAACACACACUUAGCUUCAUUUUUUAUGUAAAUAGAUCAAUUACUUUCUAGAGUGUUCAUUUGUGUCGAUCAGGUCGAUUUCAACUCAGUUCAAAAUCAAAACUUGUAUCUAUAUUGAUUUUUAUAUAAUGUAAAUCUAUUUUAAAGUUGAUCAACUGAAGUCAAAUGAAUGUUGAAUCUGUUAGAUGUUGUGUACUAGGAUUAUAUAGUUUUUAAUCUCAAUUCUUUAUUCUUUAACAAUGGGUAUUGCAUCUAUUAUAUAUUGUGGGUCACAAUCU
Amaranthus tricolor (Joseph's coat) is the source of this 1650-nucleotide messenger RNA. Its product is annotated as pectin acetylesterase 9-like. Gene Ontology annotation, molecular function: hydrolase activity. The coding region runs from base 98 to 1312 and encodes 404 amino acids. The transcript has 11 exons. The record is from RefSeq and is a predicted model, not a curated record. NCBI's taxonomy places the organism in Eukaryota, Viridiplantae, Streptophyta, Magnoliopsida, Caryophyllales, Amaranthaceae.